Messenger RNA from Penaeus vannamei (Pacific white shrimp), 6067 nucleotides. The record is from RefSeq and is a predicted model, not a curated record. Lineage: Eukaryota; Metazoa; Arthropoda; Malacostraca; Decapoda; Penaeidae.
GGGCAAGACCAGGGGGCCCAGGGUGAAUGGUCUACACAAAAGUUUAAAGCCAAAGAGACAGCACCCGCCGGAGGCAAGAUGGCGCACCAGCUGGAGCAGCUGCUCACCUGCUGCAUCUGCCUGGACAGGUUCCGGAACCCGAAGCUGCUGCCAUGCCAGCACUCGGUGUGCAUGGAGCCGUGCAUGGAGGGCCUCGUCGACUACGUGCGUCGACAGGUCAAGUGCCCAGAGUGCCGAGCCGAGCACAGGAUCCCUUACAACGGGGUCCAGGGCUUCCCCUCCAAUGUCACCCUGCAGAGGUUCCUUGAGGCGCACAUCGAGAUCACUGGCGAGGCACCGGAUCCACAUACGGGAGGGGCCCACCGCCUCUCCAACGUAGGAGGAACAUUUCAGCCUCAAGCAGAACACAGGCGCAGCGUCACGGAAGAAAUCGAGAAUAUUUGUGUUCGUUUGCAAAAAUCCCUUCGAGAUAGAUGUGAUUUUCUCAAGACAGAGCUUGAAAACUACUACCAAGCGGAACUUCGCAACCUGACCGUCCUGAAGGAGGGUCUCGACCAGGAAGUCUCCAACAUCGGCUCCAACAUCGAACUCGCCGAGAAACACAUGGACGACGACACCCCAUGGGACGACACGGAGCUCAUGGACGCCAAAGACAUUUUCCUCAAGACGAUGGAAUUCAUUAGAAGCUUCGAUUACGAGGCCGGAGACUACAGCAGGAGGGCGAGGUUCAACCCGCCGGACGACCUCAAUAAGUUGUCGACGCAGCUGAGCACCCUGGGGGACAUCACCUUCAGCACGCCCAACAAGAUGAACGACAGCUACUCCUCCGGGCCGUGCAUGGGCUCGGGGCUGAUGAAGAGCAAGAGCGACCACCGCCUCGCCGCGCAGUACCGAGACCAGGACGAUAGUUACGGCGGUUACACCACAGGCAGGACAUCGCCGCUUAUGCGCAGACGCUUCGGGGAGAGGAACGUCGAGAGGCACGACGAGGAUUCCUCGGCUGACUCUGGGCGGCGGCGGUUCCGGUCGCGGUUCAUGCGCAAAGAAGAAGACGAGGAGCGUUCGGUUCGCUUCUCCGAGGAGGACGGACCCAAGCGAAACCGCGUGAUCGACACCGAGGACGUGUCCCGCGGCCCCCUGUCGGGCAUCGUCAGGAUCACCGACUCGCCGCGGGUCAUGAAGCGCUUCCAGGAGCGCGACAUGAACAAGAACAAGAAGAAGGAAGAACCAGCCAAGCCAGCACAAAACACGGCGCCUAAGCCCCCCGUCACCCCCCUGCAGCGCAAGCCUGCCCGCCAGACCAGCAACGAAGACGAGAUCGACAAGAUCAAGAAGCAGAACAAGGCGGCCGAGUCCACCUCCGGGGGCGCGACCGCGCCGCCACCCUCCGGCGCCUCCACUCCCAGCACACCCACCACGCCCAAACCCGCGGGAGAGCGCGUGUCCUCCAUCCGCGAGGACGAGCGCCAGAGCCGCAGCGACCGCACCUCCACCUCCCCGAGGUCGUCGGCGAACCACUCGCCGUCGUCGUCAGUCACGCGCGAGGACGACCGCCGCCGCGACUACAGCGCCUCGGGGGCCAACGGCUCCACGCCGUCGCGCAAGACGAGCGUCGACACGAGCGUGUCGCAUCGCUCGUACCCCUUCAGCCGCUCGUCGUCCAACUCGUCCGUCGGCGACAAGGCCAGCGGCAACAGGAGCCCCCGGACGCUAGAAGCGACCUCGUACGAGCGCAAGCUGUCCCGCUCCAACAGUACCGACAGCAACUCCGGGGACGGAGCCGCGUCGCCCAAGAAGAACACGGGCGCCGCCUUCUCCACGGAGGAGCUUCGGAACCGCUUCAUGAGGACGGAUUCGAAACCGUCCACCUCGAAGGCGGAGGCGUCGCGCUCGUCGGGUGCGGGCAGCGCUUCCCGCUUCUCAUCGCGUUUUUUAGGCCGAGCCGGUACUCCCUCAGUGGAGGCCUCGAAGGAAUCAGGGAAUGAGGACGACGACGACGACGAGGAGGAGAGCAGCGAUGAUUCCGAGUCCGAGGAGAGCGAAGAGUCGUCAGAGGAGGAGGAGGAGGAGGAGGCAACAUCCGAGUACUCUCGCCCGGACGUUGGGCCAUUGCUGGGGCGGAGUGCCCAGGCUCGCGACGUAGCCGGUAGUUCUAGUUCUAGGAAUAACUGGGGCGACAGGAGCUCCUACACCUCGGUCCCUCCCAGCGGAGGCGACUCGGGUUACUCAAGUAGCAGCAGGUACGGCAGCAGCAGCGACAACAGCAACGGCAGUACCUCGUCCAGCAGGUAUGGGGCUUCUGCCUCCAGCAGCAGCACCGACUCUGGCCUGGGAAGUCACAGACGUCCCUCGUACAUGGAAACCAAAGCCCCGUCCAAGGAGAAGGACGACGACUUCGACUCCAAGUACCCCUUUGCCAGCAAGAUCCUGAGCCGCUCUCGGGCCAACGUGCCCGAGGAGGAGUCCAAGCACCCCUUCCAGAGCCGGUUCCUGAACCGCUCCAAGAGCUCGGCCGUCCUGGGCCCAGACGACGAGGACUCGUCCUCCACGCCCUCGCACGGCAGCAGCAGGGCUCGCUUCGAAGAGCUGAAGGAGCGCAGACAGCGGCUGGCGCGAAGCAAGAGUUCGGCGGGUCUUGAGGACGACGAGACGUCCUCAGCCGACACGUCCUCUGCCUCCGCCUACCGCCCGCGCUACGGCCGCACCGAGCCCGAGACGUCGACGACAUCGCGCACGUCUGCCUCGUCCUCGGGUGCGUCCGGCGGCGGUGAGGAGGGAGGAUCCUCCUCGACGCAGCUCUCCAACUGGGCCCGGUACCUGAAGAACAAGUACGGCAACCGGUCUAGCACCGGCGAGAGCAGCAGCAGCACCCCCUCCGGGAGAAACACAAGCAUAGGCCUAGGCAGCAGCAGUAGCGGCCUAGGCAGCAGCACCAGUUCCACCAGCGGUGCCGGGAGUUCACUUGGUAGCUCACGCACGAGCACGGGGUCCGCACUGGGUGGCAGAGCCAUCUCGCGGUCCCGAUCAUCGCACCUUCUUGGCCUCGCCAAAGAGGGAGAAUCUUCUGAAGACGAUUCAAAAAACGUGCACGCUACCCCUACUUCCCAACAAGCAGGUAUACUGGUUCCUACACAGUUCGGAAGUUUACAUAGGAGCCAGUACCUGCAGAAGCAGCGCCUCUUACUUAAGAUCGGGAGUAGGGGUAGUGAACCAGGAAAUUUUACAUGGCCAAGAGGCAUAGCUGUUGGACCUGACAACAGCAUAGUGGUUGCCGACUCGAGCAACCACCGCGUGCAGGUGUUUGACCAGCACGGCAAGUUUGUGAAGGAGUUUGGCUCCUACGGGAGCGCCGAAGGAGAGUUUGACUGCCUGGCAGGUGUGGCAGUCAACAGGAUCGGUCAAUUCAUUAUUGCCGAUCGCUACAACCACAGAAUUCAAAUCUUCGAUCCGUCCGGCAUGUUCCUGCGCGCCUUCGGAAGCCAAGGCAGCGGCGACGGGCGGUUCUCUUACCCUUGGGGCGUGACCACCGACGCCCUCGGCUUCAUCUACGUGUGUGACAAGGAGAACCACCGCGUGCAGGUGUUCCAGUCCGACGGGUCCUUCGUCGGCAAAUUCGGUUCCAUGGGCAACAAGCCCGCCCAGCUGGAGCACCCGCACUACAUCGCCGUGUCCUCCACCAACCGCGUCAUCGUGUCCGACUCCAACAACCACAGGAUACAGGUGUUCGACAUCAACGGCAAGGUCACCAACACCUUCGGAGCGGAAGGCAGCGCCGAAGGACAGUUCAAGUUCCCAAGGUCACAACACAAUUUUGGAGACGGGGAGCGUCGCGCCACGUCAGCCAAUGGGAACCAGCCUCCCCACCGCCAGCCAAUAGGAAAAAGGCCCACCCAUCUUCACCAUCUUCAGCCAAUAGGAAAAAAGCUUUACCACCGCCAGCCAAUGGGAGAAAAGGAACAGCGACGAAUGCCUGGAAUGUGGACAAGCCUUUCUUCUGUCAACCAAUCACAACGAGAAGAAAUGGAAAACUUGUCCAUGACGUGUUGAAUAUGUUUAUAACCAAAUUCUUAAACACGCCAUGAUACUUAUUCGAUGUAGUCUUUCAAAUUAGCACGAAAAAAAUAAUUAGCUUGUCAUUUUGUUCUGUAGAAACGCACACGUAAUAACGAUGAUGAUUUUACAAAAAUAAUAAAACAUCCAUAGUAAAAGUAGCAAUACCAGUAAUCCUAAUGAUAAACAAACUUGCCAUUUGGUCAAAUUCCCGCUCGAAUGAAUCAGGUUGAGCGGAUUUUCGCUUCAAAUCCGCCAGAACCUCCCGCAGGAGAGCAAUUUUAGCAGCCAAGUCGAACGCAUCGAGAGCCAUUUUCAGGGUGCGCCCCGGUAGCGAGCGUGGGGCCAGGGGCGGGGUCUGCCACACAGCUUGGGAGCGGUCGUAGCAUUUCAUUCCAAAUGCCAUUAUGUAUUCUACGUAUAUGAUAAUGCCCCAUUUACGAUGAAGGUGAAAAAGGUGCCUCCAGCUCUGCGCCAGCGUCUCCCGCCCGGCCCCAUGUUGUUUACCUGCUAUAUAUUGUGAUCGCUAGGUUACAGUGCGUCUGUGUGUAGUGUUGUGUACAUUAGAAUUUACUAUAAUCUGUUUGUACAUUUGCAUAAGUGCAGUUUUUAUGAAUAUAUGGAGUCAACAACGCUGAAAGAUUUUUUUUUUUUUUUGGCAAACUUGAUGAAGAAAGAUUUUGUAGAUCAGAGAGGUGCCAAAAUUUGAAUGUGUGGAAACUUUAAUCCUCUGUUCUUUGUGUUAUUUUUUUUCUCAUUGUCUUUCUCAUCGGAGGCCAACAAGCCAACAAAGUAUUGAUUUUAUUUAUGUAUUUAUUUACCUUCAAUUUAUUUAUAUCAUUGAAUCACUCGUGAUCUAACUUUUUUUUGAAAGAACACUGAGUGAAUACUUGUAUAUUUUUGCGUCUUUUUUAUUUUUAGAUUUUUAAUUGUGACAUAAUUUUCUGCUGUAAUUACUGGCAAUCAUCACAGUAUCUUGGACUUAGUUGAUUAACCUCUCUAUCAUUCAUAGAUGCAUGCAGUCGUUUGAUUUUUUAGAAUACUGUUAAUGAUGAUAAUGUAAUUAACUCAUUGUAUCUCACUAAGUUGCUUUAAUCUCAGCUAUUUGAAAUGCUUCAAUAAUGUCUGUAUGAUAAAAAACUAUUUAAAAAAAUCUUUGGAAGUCGAAAUGUACAUGUACAAUAUGAACACUUUAGUAUAAUGCAAUCAAUAUUUAUACAAAGAUAUCAUAUGUAAUAUUUAAUGUUGGAUACAUAUCGUGGUUUGUAGAUCUAAUAAACAUUUUUUUCUCUUUUCAUAUUUCUGUAAUUUUUAAGUUGCAUGUGCAUCGAAAUAUAUGUAGAGGAACUUUUUAUGCUGAAGGAAAUUUUUGCAAAAAAGAUGACAGGAUUUUUUGUCUAGAAGAUUAUUAAAAACUUUCUAGAUCAGUAUUGUCUAGAUUUCUUGCAAGACAGAGCUUCGUCUUAUAGAAAUAUUCCACCAGCUGAUGGCUUGAUUUUUUAUUUAUUAUUCUUAUCUCUUGAAAUGAUGAUUUUUGGACCAAAUGCUAAAGACACACAGGACAUUCAGCCAAACCUUGUGAAUAAGAAUAAGAAGAGAGUGAAAAGGGGCAAGGAGAAAGUAUGAAAGAGGAGGAGAAGAAGGGAUAAGGAUAGAAAAAAGGAGAAUAGAGAAAUGAUGAGAGAAAACAAAGAAAACAAAAAAAGAAGAUUGAAAGAAAUAAUUUUUAAGAAUAAAAUAAUAAAAAAGAGGAAACAACAAAUGAGGGAAAUAGAGAACAGAAAAAAGGGAAAAAGAAAGAAAGAGAAUAAAAUUGUUGCACACACAUUGCACCUCCUCUCAUUGCAAGGCUGAGCUGUACUGCCGUGUGUGUCUUCGGAGUUUCGGCCUGACCUGUGAACCAGUCAAAAGUGCUGUCUAUCUGUCCUGUUUCAUUUGUUCCUUGAAUGAAAGGCUUUCCGUUUCCUCUGGUCACAUUUUCCUAGAUGUUGAGAAUAAAAUGAUCAGCUGAGAAUCU